This is a messenger RNA of Euleptes europaea (tarantolino), 294 nucleotides long. Its product is annotated as lymphocyte antigen 6E-like. The transcript has 3 exons. The record is from RefSeq and is a predicted model, not a curated record. The coding region runs from base 1 to 294 and encodes 97 amino acids. Gene Ontology annotation, molecular function: acetylcholine receptor inhibitor activity. Lineage: Eukaryota; Metazoa; Chordata; Lepidosauria; Squamata; Sphaerodactylidae.
AUGAAGAGCACAUAUUUCUUGGCUUUCUUGGUGGGAGCGGCUCUGUUUGUGGGGACAGCUCAUUCCAUGAUGUGCUUCACCUGUGAACAGAAGUCGUCGAACUGGGGUUGCCUCCGGAUGUCCUCUUGCCCCCCAAAUGCUCAGAGAUGCCUGACGAUUGCAGUCCCUUCUGAAAAUAGUAGUGAACGGCUCAUCACCAAGAUGUGCGCUCCGGACUGCCCCAUGCUGACCCAUUUCUCCAGUUCUCUUUACUGCUGUGGCUACUCCUGGUGCAACAUCUGGCCUCCAAAAUGA